Molecule: messenger RNA, 1256 nt
Organism: Panicum hallii
Lineage: Eukaryota; Viridiplantae; Streptophyta; Magnoliopsida; Poales; Poaceae
Product: auxin-responsive protein IAA23-like
Exons: 4
Coding region: 235-783 (182 amino acids)
Biological process (GO): regulation of DNA-templated transcription
Cellular component (GO): nucleus
Molecular function (GO): protein binding
Source: RefSeq, a predicted model, not a curated record
AUCGGCGCGGCCACCCCACGACUCGCACCACCAGUCACCACCACCACCACCGCACCGCUCACCCUCGCCUCCGACAGCGACCGCGCAACCGCGUCGUCGUCCGCGUCCCCGUCCCCGGUUCCUCUCCUCUCCUCCGCAACCGCGCCCGUCCUCUGUCCGAGCGGCCCUGACCACAGCCGAACGACGCGGCGAGAAGACUCACCAGAGCAAGCGAGCACUUGCACAUCAGUGACGAUGUCGACGAGCUCCGCCAACUCCGCGGCGUCCCCGGCCGUGUCCGGCCUGGACUACGACGACACGGCGCUCACUCUCGCCCUCCCGGGUUCAUCCUCCUCCACCGCCGACCCCACCGCCGCUGCCGACCGCAAGCGCGCCCACGCCGACCACUACAAGCCGCCCUCCCCAAAGGCGCGGGCCGUGGGGUGGCCGCCGGUGCGCGCGUACCGGCGCAACGCGCUGCGCGACGAGGCCAAGCUCGUCAAGGUGGCCGUGGACGGCGCGCCGUACCUGCGCAAGGUGGACCUCGCGGCGCACGACGGGUACGCGGCGCUGCUCCUCGCGCUGCACGGCAUGUUCGCCUCCUGCCUCGGCGCCGACGGCGCCGGGAGGCUCGUGGACGCCGCCACCGGCGCCGAGUACGUGCCCACCUACGAGGACAAGGACGGCGACUGGAUGCUCGUCGGAGACGUCCCCUUCAAGAUGUUCGUGGACUCGUGCAAGCGGAUCCGUCUCAUGAAGAGCUCCGAGGCUGUCAACCUAUCUCCAAGGACAGCAUCCCAAUGAUCGUUGUCAUCGACCGAACGCAUAUGCGCUAGGCGGUUAAUCUGUCUGAAUUUGUUCACAGCAAAGCGUGCAGUGGAAGAGGCUUGGCUGCUCAGGUCCUCCAUGCACUUUAUACACACAGUAGGAUCAGAGUUGUUCAGUCUGUUGUUGUGCUCUGUACAGGCCACACAUACCCCAUGGGAGCUCCUCCCAGUUCCAGGUGCCUCUCCUCUUGGCCGGACGGUUUGGUUUUUGGACGCCGGCGAGAAGGGCGGCGCCACCACUUUGUCAGCUAGAUUGUUAGGCCCGUUUUUCAGUUCCUUUCAGACUUGGGCUUCCAUGCCAUGCCAGCCUUUGUUUGCCCUCGGUCAUCUUGUCUCGAGGGGCGUUGAUGUAUACACGAAUAUGGUACAUGCUGUGUGCUGUUCCCGUUGUAAGGUCAAAGAAUACAACUGUCACUGUUCUUGCAGUUCCGGCUGCCUGAUCUUCUUGCC